AUGGUACGGCGACACCUAGAAGACCCGAUAACUUCAUUUUGCACCGACCGCCGCGGCUCGCAAUGGUGUUUGCGGCUGUCUCGAAAGUGCGGCGAGAGCCAAAAGUUUGCCGAUUAGUUCGUCGGUUUCAGAGAAGGCUACAUGGACGACAAGUUCUCCGACAUGUGGAGUUGCACGGCGUUCCCUUUCGCCUUUCGAGAGUGUCGAAUGACGUGCGGAUACUGCUCGGCGAGCAUGCAACUCACGCGUCUCAAAGUACGACUUCCACCUCGCCACCAACACCAAACGCUGCGACGUCAAGGUGUUCUUUCGCGCGGAGUGACCAAGAAGUUCUCAGAAGGAUUCCUUUUUGGAAAGGUGAGAGAAUUUAUCAAGAAAGUUGACAAGGGAUGAAAUUGUAAUGAAACUCCGCUAGCAUCAUUUUAGGCCUUAGAAGGUAACAAAAUCACGAAAAAAAAGUCUGAUAUCCGAAAUGAGGCUUUUUCAAAAGUUCAAACAAGGCUUUUCAUACUUCUUGUGUUUUGUGCAAAUUUCAAAUCCAUACAAGCGAAAUUUUGGAGCGAACAAAAAAAAAUGGGUUUUUCAUCAUAAGUCCAAUAGGAAAAAAGUAUUAUUGAACGUUUUCAUUUGAUUUGAAAAUUCGUCUUAUUCGUUCUAAAAAAAAUUUUUGAACUGACUAGGGACCGUUUUUUGAGAACCGUAACAGAUCUUGUUCUCAAGUUGUGAAGCUUCAAAGCCUGCAGAAUGCAAAAAUAAUGACAAAAGCGCUUUUUCAAGUUUUUGAAGCGUCCCAACUUGAAAACGAGAAAUUUUCUUUUUGUUCUGCAAUCAGUUGAUUCUAGAAAAAAAUUGAGCAAAGUUUCAUCAAAAGUUCUACCGAGGGGUUGAAAUAAAUUUCCUAGUGAGUAAUACCAAAAAACACUCUUUCCAAAACUUAAUCUUCAUUUUGGUUUUCCUACAGAGUUCGAUCCGCUUGCUAAAGUAACAUGGAAACGACCAGAAGACAGCGACUACUUCGUGGUGCUUGACCAUAACUACGACGACUUCAUUUGA
Molecule: messenger RNA, 1053 nt
Organism: Caenorhabditis auriculariae
Lineage: Eukaryota; Metazoa; Nematoda; Chromadorea; Rhabditida; Rhabditidae
Source: the annotation of a GenBank genome assembly